AGCAAAAUAAAUUUCGUUUCUCUUGAACUUGACUAACUCCCAACAAAAUUCCCUCCAAGCUAAAACUCUCGUUUAGUCUGUUUUGCCCUAAAACCUCAUUCACCAUUUUCUUCCAUAAAAUCCCCGUUUCAACCUCCAUAGCCAUGGUGGACCUAUAAUCUUAUCGAUUUCUAUUUCUUCUUAAUUUUGGGAAUGUUUAUAUCUAGAAUGAAAUCCCUAAUUUCUCUUAAAACUAUCCCUAUUUUUUCUACUUCUACCUAUUUACCUCUUCCCUUUUUCCUCAUCCAAAAAAACCCUAAAUUACUAACUGCUUCAUUCGUGCCCACUUCCCUGCGUUGUUGCGCUUCUUCUCCUCCUCCACCUCACCAGACGCCGAUAAAUCCUCUUCCUUCGACAUUAUCGUCAUCUUAUUGUUCCGGUGAAAUUCACGUUAUUGUGGGUCCCAUGUUCGCCGGAAAAACCUCCUCGCUUCUUCGACGUAUUCAUUCUGAAGUCAAUAACGGCAGAUUUCAGGCUGAGGAAGUAAAGAGCUCUUCCCUACAAUUUGAUACUACGUUGAAGGAUCUAUGUUAUUCAGGAAAAUUGAGGGAAGCAGUUGGAUUAUUGUGCUGCACUGAAGUACCCGUUAGGUGGCGCACUUAUGCUCUCUUGUUGCAAGACUGUAUACAUAGAGGAGCGUACAAGUGGGGAAAUAUAAUCCAUGCUCAUAUGGUAGUGGUUGGUUUUACUAUCAAUGAUUACCUGAAGACCAAAUUGUUGAUUUUGUACUCUAAGACAGAGAAAUUGGAGUCUGCCUGCUAUCUAUUUGAUGAUUUGGUGGAUAAGAAUUUAAAUUCCUGGAACUCUAUAAUUGCAGGGUAUGUGCAGAAAGGGAUGGAUGAUGUAGGAUUGAGUUUUUAUUUUAAGCUGAGAAGUAUUGGUAGGACUCCAGAUCAGUUCACCUUUUCUUCUGUGUUUAGAGCGUGUGCCUCGUUGGCGUUGCUUGGGCAAGGAAAAAAAGCACAUGGAGUUAUGGUUAAGUGUGGAAUUGGGCAAAAUGUGAUUGUUAAUAGUGCUCUCAUGGACAUGUAUUUCAAAUGCAGUUGUCCAUGUGAUGGCCAUCAAGUGUUUAAUAAAGCUUCUAAUAAAAAUGUAAUCACUUGGACUGCCCUCAUAUCUGGAUAUGGGCACAAUGGCAAGAUUGGUGAGGUUUUGGUUUUCUUUGAAAAAAUGAUAAAAGAAGGUGUGAAACCCAAUUAUGUCACAUUUCUUGCUGUGCUUUCUGCUUGUAGCCAUGGGGGUCUUGUUGAUGAAGGCUGGAAGUACUUCUCAUCAAUGAUGGAUGACUUUGGGAUCCAGCCUCACAGGAAGCAUUAUGCAGCCAUGGUUGAUCUUUUAGGACGGUCCGGGAGAUUAGAAGAGGCUCACAAUUUUAUUAAUAGCUUUCCAUGUAAGGACAAUUCUGUAGUAUGGGGUGCUUUGCUUGGUGCCUGUCAACUUCAUGGGAAUGUUAAAAUUCUGAAAUUGGCUGCAAAGAAAUACUUUGAACUGGAGCCCAAUAAUGCUGGAAAAUAUGUUGUUCUAUCAAAUACUUUUGCCACUUAUGCGUUGUGGGAAAAUGUGGCAGAUGUUUGGGGUUUGAUGAGGGAUUGUGGAGUGAAAAAAGAUCCUGCAUAUAGUAGGAUUGAGAUUCAGAAUGAAGUUCAUUUCUUCUAUAAGGGUGACAAUACACACAAAGAUGCUGAGAACACUUUUGAAAUGCUGAAAGUUUUGAGCUGUGUACUACAGGAUGGUACUUUCAAGCCCGAUUUAAGUUUGGAGUACUGAUACAGCUAUCAGGAAUUUUAAGUUUUUUAAACUGUUGCAGAAUGUAAAAGAAGAAUUUAUUAAGGAAAGUGGCGCUGAUCAAAUCAAACAAAGACACAAGAUAUGAAAUUAACUUCAUCGUCACUCAUGAUGGAGAUAAAUUUCCUUGCUUGGCAUUGCAUGACUUGUCAUCGUUCAAACAGAAGAUUGGCUCAAGUGCUUA
This is a messenger RNA of Amaranthus tricolor (Joseph's coat), 2008 nucleotides long. Its product is annotated as pentatricopeptide repeat-containing protein At4g16470-like. Gene Ontology annotation, biological process: RNA modification. The coding region runs from base 193 to 1806 and encodes 537 amino acids. The transcript has 3 exons. The record is from RefSeq and is a predicted model, not a curated record. NCBI's taxonomy places the organism in Eukaryota, Viridiplantae, Streptophyta, Magnoliopsida, Caryophyllales, Amaranthaceae. Gene Ontology annotation, molecular function: protein binding; thymidine kinase activity; RNA binding.